AUUUCAAUCGGGAUCGGGAUUCUCAACAGACAACUUGCCCUAAAAUUGACAAAUUCAAUUUGAAAUUGAUGGGAAAGCCCGGAAACUAAGAUUUGCGAUUAAAACUAUGUGGGGAAAAACUUCAAGGUGGAUGGUGAUGUUUCGUUCUUCGCCAGCCCUGAUGUGCCGUAGUAAAGAUAAUCCAGUGAGGCUGUUUGGUUGUUGGUAUUACAAUGCAUACUCUUCAUCAAGACACUACAGUGAUACAGCCUCGGAAAAACCGAAGAUAAACAGAGUUAUAACCCCAAAGGAUGAUAGAACUCAGCUUCAUUUCCGUAUCAUCAAUGACCCCAAGUUAACACUCAGGGAGAAGCACAUAAUGGUGUCAGCCCUGAUUGCUGAUGUCAAGUUCUUUGAUGAGGAAUACGGGAAAUUGGUGUAUGCUGAUCCGUACGGAAGAGAUGUCCUUCAGUUUAUGAAGACUAGGCAACUGCUUCCUUUAAUUGGAAUACCAGCAGCUUGUAUAAUAGCAUAUUUCAUCCCCUAUAGUAUUUAUAUACAGGCAGCAAUGGCUGGGGUGGUAUCCACUCUUUGUGUGACAGAAUUCUACAGGGCGAUGACAAACAUAAAGAAGAGGAUUUUCUUUAUUUACUAUGAGCCUCAGCAUCAAGUCUACACAGCAUUGAAUUUGACGGGGCUUCACGACUUUCAGGCAACACAUUUUAGUGAAGAGGACUUUCAACCCAGUGAGAAAGACGGACCACACAAAGUUAUGUUGCAUGGAAAGACUUUUUCUGCAUUUGAAGGAAAGGAUGCUUAUCUAAAUGACAAGUAUUUUGAAAUUUUGUGGAAAGAGAAAAUUGUUGAAAAAGAUGAUAACGUUAAAAAUGAAAUUGCUGAAACUGGAAAAGAAAAUAACAGUUGAUUGAGGAAUAUAUUUAUUUUGCUCUGA
Molecule: messenger RNA, 931 nt
Organism: Ostrea edulis (European flat oyster)
Lineage: Eukaryota; Metazoa; Mollusca; Bivalvia; Ostreida; Ostreidae
Exons: 2
Coding region: 107-904 (265 amino acids)
Source: RefSeq, a predicted model, not a curated record